AUGUCGGAUUACGGAGGCGAUGAUGAUGCAGGACUGGAUGCUGGCGACGACUUUGAUACCUAUGACCCAGAAGAACCGCCCGAGGACUUCGGACCAGAUGUUGAUGAAACUGCGCUGGAGGAAGAGGUGGCAGCACGAGAAGCACAGCAUGGCGAUACGCAAAACAAAACCGUAGUGACUGGUGACGCGAGUGCCGGUCAGAAGAAGCCCACGAGCGAAAAUGAUAAAAAGAUCCCCGAUGACAAACGAUCGACUACACCAUACAUGACCAAAUAUGAGAGGGCCAGGGUGCUCGGAACAAGAGCGUUACAAAUAAGCCGUAAUGCGCCUACGCUGGUCGAUCUUGAAGGAGAGACAGAUCCUCUACAGAUUGCGAUCAAGGAACUCAAUCAGAAGAAGAUGCCCUUGAUAGUACGACGGUAUUUACCAGACGGAUGGUAUGAGGAUUGGACUUGUGAAGAAUUGUUAUGA
Endocarpon pusillum Z07020 is the source of this 471-nucleotide messenger RNA. RefSeq lists its product as uncharacterized. Gene Ontology annotation, cellular component: RNA polymerase I complex; RNA polymerase II, core complex; RNA polymerase III complex. The record is from RefSeq and is a predicted model, not a curated record. Gene Ontology annotation, molecular function: DNA-directed RNA polymerase activity; DNA binding. Gene Ontology annotation, biological process: DNA-templated transcription. The coding region runs from base 1 to 471 and encodes 156 amino acids. Lineage: Eukaryota; Fungi; Ascomycota; Eurotiomycetes; Verrucariales; Verrucariaceae. The transcript has 4 exons.